CCUCCUCUCGCACAACCCCGCGGCGCCCCCCCCCCAACCCUCCCUCUCUUCGAUCUCAAGAGCCGUCUUUCCUCGCUUAUUCCCUCAUUGCCAUAGGCGCGGACGAUCUCAAGGUUGCUCCUUUGUUGCCCUAGGAUCGACGGAAUUGGCCUUCUGAAGACAUCAGGCUCCGCAGGUGAGAUUGACCCGGGACGUGACGUUUCUUUAAGAAAGUGACGCAAAUCAAGUUGCUUAAGGAGCAUUACCUUUGAGGUUUUGUUAAAAGGGGAACUAUUCCGGCUUUGCGGUCGUGAGACCUGCUAUUGCCGAUGGCAGAGAGAGCCUGUGUGAAACGCCUUCAAAAGGAAUACCAUGCAAUUUGUAAGGAACCACCACCCCAGAUCGUCGCUCGUCCUUCACCCAGUGAUAUACUAGACUGGCAUUUUGUACUUGAAGGAAGUAAAGGCACACCAUUUGAAGGUGGAUAUUACUAUGGAAAACUCAAGUUUCCACCUGAUUAUCCAUACAAGCCUCCAAGUAUCAGCAUGAUCACUCCCAAUGGACGUUUCGCCCCUCACAAAAAGAUCUGUUUAUCCAUGAGUGACUUUCAUCCAGAGUCUUGGAAUCCAAUGUGGUCUGUAUCAAGCAUUCUCACAGGGCUUCUGUCUUUCAUGAUGGAUGAUGGUCAGACAACUGGCAGCAUUAGGACUACAGAUGAUGAAAAGCGAAGACUAGCUAAGGCUUCACUUGCAUACAAUUGUGAAAGCAAAAACUGCCCAAGUUUCAGGAAGCUGUUCCCAGAAUAUGUAGAGAAGUACCAACAACAACAGAUCCCAGAGCAAUCUGUAUCACGACAGCAGAUGAAUGAACAUAGAAGCUCUCCUCCUGGCAUGGUUGAACGAGCUGCAAGACUUGAAGGUGAAGACAGAAAGAUUGUACAAAAUGCUGGGAAGAGAAAGCAGAGGAAGCAGAUACCAUUCUGGUUACUGCUGUUGAUGGUGUCAGUCUUCGGCAUUGUGAUGGCGUUGCCCCUGCUGCAGCUGUGACUUUAUCAGUAGACAAUGCAUUGUGACACAAGUUUGACCUUAAGAAAAUGUUAAGAGUCUUAGAUUUGUGUACUGAAGAAUUUUGUAAAGUUGGUUGAUGUGGAGUGGUUGAAUCCUUAGUAAACCCUCCUUUGACAUCUCUUCAUGGACUAUUUUAAGCUAUUUUGUUUGUUACUGACUAGCAGCAGGAUCCCUGCUUUGCCUCUGUAUUUGCUGCAUUUUUGCUUUGCUUAUGAGCAUGAUAGCAUGUUCUCUUUUUA
Messenger RNA from Phoenix dactylifera (date palm), 1285 nucleotides. RefSeq names its product ubiquitin-conjugating enzyme E2 34-like. The record is from RefSeq and is a predicted model, not a curated record. Lineage: Eukaryota; Viridiplantae; Streptophyta; Magnoliopsida; Arecales; Arecaceae.